UGACCACACAAGGACCUUCAUAAGAUCACCAUCAGCUUUUCUUUUGGACGGAGAGAAGAAGUAAAGGGUCACCAUGGGGGACGCGGAAAUGGAGUGUUUCGGCGCGGCGGCCGUUUACCUCCGGAAGACAGAAAAGGAGCGGAUUGCAGCCCAGACUGCUCCCUUUGAUGCUAAAACAGCUUUUUUUGUAUCGGAACCGAAGGAGAUGUACCUCAAAGGGAAACUGACCAAGAGAGAGGGCGGCAAAGCCACCGUGGACACUUUAUGUGGAAAGACUAUCACAGUGAAAGAAGAUGAAAUCUUCCCUAUGAACCCUCCAAAGUAUGACAAGAUUGAGGACAUGGCCAUGAUGACCCACCUCAAUGAGCCAACUGUGCUGUAUAACCUCAAAGAGCGUUACGCAGCAUGGAUGAUCUACACCUACUCAGGGUUGUUCUGCGUCACCGUCAAUCCCUACAAGUGGCUGCCGGUGUAUGAUCAAUCGGUUGUUAACGCAUACAGGGGGAAGAAGAGGAUUGAGGCUCCACCCCAUAUCUUCUCCAUCUCUGAUAACGCCUAUCAGUUCAUGCUCCAAGACAGAGAAAACCAGUCAAUCUUGAUUACCGGAGAAUCUGGUGCAGGAAAGACUGUCAACACCAAGCGUGUCAUCCAGUACUUUGCGACAAUCGCAGUGGCUACUGGGAAGAAAGCUGAGCCAGUUACCUCUGGAAAAAUUAAGGGGUCACUGGAAGAUCAAAUCAUUGCAGCCAACCCACUGCUGGAAGCUUAUGGUAAUGCCAAGACUGUGAGGAAUGACAAUUCUUCACGUUUUGGAAAAUUUAUCAGGAUUCACUUUGGGUCCACUGGAAAGCUGGCCUCAGCUGAUAUUGAAACAUAUCUGCUGGAGAAGUCUCGCGUGACAUACCAGCUGUCUGCUGAGAGGAGCUACCACAUCUUCUAUCAGCUCCAAACAGGCCACAAACCUGAGCUAAUAGAGGCUCUUCUGAUCACCACAAAUCCUUAUGAUUAUCCCAUGAUCAGCCACGGGGAAAUCUCUGUCAAGAGUAUCGAUGACGUUGAAGAAUUCAUCGCUACUGAUACCGCUAUCGACAUCCUGGGUUUCACUGCAGAGGAGAAGAUCAGCAUGUACAAGUUGACUGGAGCAGUGAUGCAUCAUGGGAACAUGAAGUUCAAGCAGAAGCAGAGAGAGGAGCAGGCUGAGCCUGAUGGCAAUGAAGUUGCGGAUAAAAUCGCUUACCUGAUGGGCCUGAACUCAGCCGACCUCCUGAAGGCCCUGUGCUACCCAAGAGUGAAAGUCGGAAACGAGUUUGUCACUAAGGGUCAGACUGUCCCACAGGUCAACAACGCUGUCUCGGCUCUCUGCAAGUCUGUCUAUGAGAAAAUGUUCUUGUGGAUGGUCGUCAGAAUCAAUGAGAUGCUGGAUACCAGACAAGCCAGAAGCUUCUUUAUCGGUGUCCUGGACAUUGCUGGCUUUGAAAUUUUUGAUUAUAACAGCUUGGAGCAGCUGUGCAUCAACUUCACCAAUGAAAAACUGCAACAGUUCUUCAACCAUCACAUGUUCGUCCUCGAGCAAGAAGAGUACAAGAAGGAGGGGAUUGACUGGGAGUUCAUUGACUUUGGCAUGGACUUGGCUGCCUGCAUUGAGCUUAUUGAGAAGCCAAUGGGCAUCUUCUCCAUCCUUGAAGAGGAGUGUAUGUUCCCUAAGGCAACAGACACAACCUUCAAGAGUAAACUGUAUGACCAGCAUCUGGGGAAAAGUGCCCCCUUCCAGAAACCCAAACCUGCCAAAGGCAAAGCUGAAGCUCACUUCUCACUGGUCCACUAUGCUGGUACCGUCGACUACAACAUCACUGGCUGGCUGGACAAGAACAAGGACCCGCUGAACGACUCUGUGGUGCAACUUUACCAGAAGUCUUCAGUCAAACUGUUGGCUUUCCUUUAUGCAGCUCACGCCUCUGCUGAAGCUGAGAGUGGUGGAAAAAAAGCCGGCAAGAAGAAGGGUGGCUCCUUCCAGACAGUGUCCGCAUUGUUUAGGGAGAAUUUGGGUAAGCUGAUGACCAAUUUGAGGAGCACACAUCCGCAUUUUGUGCGCUGCUUGAUUCCCAACGAAUCAAAGACUCCAGGACUCAUGGAGAACUUCCUGGUCAUCCACCAGCUGAGGUGUAACGGUGUGCUGGAGGGCAUCAGGAUCUGCAGGAAAGGUUUCCCCAGCAGAAUCCAAUACGGUGACUUCAAACAGAGGUACAAAGUACUGAAUGCCAGUGUCAUUCCUGAGGGCCAGUUCAUUGACAACAAGAAAGCCUCAGAGAAACUUUUGGGGUCCAUUGAUGUCGACCACACUCAGUACAAGUUUGGCCACACUAAGGUAUUCUUCAAGGCUGGACUACUGGGUACACUUGAAGAGAUGAGAGAUGAGAAACUUGCUGAGCUGGUCACAAUGACACAGGCUAUGUGCAGAGGUUACCUCAUGAGGACCGAGUUUGUCAAGAUGAUGGAAAGACGAGAUGCUAUUUUCACCAUCCAGUACAACAUCCGUGCAUUCAUGAAUGUGAAAACUUGGCCAUGGAUGAAGCUGUACUUCAAGAUUAAACCUCUGCUGAAGAGUGCAGAGACUGAGAAAGAGAUGGCAAGCAUGAAAGAGGACUUUGAGAAGACCAAAACGGACCUAACAAAGGCUCUGGCCAAGAAGAAAGAGCUGGAGGAGAAGAUGGUUUCUCUGCUGCAGGAGAAGAAUGACUUGCAGCUGCAAGUGCAGUCUGAAGGUGAAAACCUCACUGAUGCAGAGGAGAGGUGUGAGGGUCUCAUUAAAGCAAAAAUCCAGCUCGAGGCUAAGCUCAAAGAGACAACUGAGAGACUGGAGGACGAGGAGGAAAUAAAUGCAGAGCUGACUGCGAAGAAGAGGAAGCUGGAAGACGAGUGCUCUGAGUUAAAGAAGGACAUCGAUGACUUGGAGCUAACUUUGGCUAAAGUGGAAAAAGAGAAACAUGCCACUGAGAACAAGGUCAAAAACCUUACAGAGGAAAUGGCUUCCCAAGAUGAGACCAUUGCUAAACUGACCAAAGAAAAGAAAGCCCUCCAAGAGGCCCAUCAGCAGACUCUCGAUGAUCUGCAAGCAGAGGAAGACAAAGUCAACUCUCUGACGAAGGCCAAAGUCAAGUUGGAGCAGCAAGUGGAUGAUCUUGAAGGUUCACUGGAGCAAGAAAAGAAGCUUCGCAUGGAUCUUGAGCGUGCUAAAAGAAAGCUUGAAGGAGAUCUGAAACUGGCCCAGGAAUCCAUAAUGGACCUGGAGAAUGACAAGCAGCAGUCUGAGGAGAAAAUAAAGAAGAAGGACUUUGAGACUAGUCAACUCCUGAGCAGGAUUGAGGACGAGCAGUCUCUUGGGAUCCAGUUACAGAAAAAGAUAAAGGAACUCCAGGCUCGUAUUGAGGAGCUCGAGGAGGAGAUUGAGGCUGAGCGAGCAGCUCGGGCCAAGGUGGAGAAGCAGAGGUCUGAUCUCUCCAGGGAACUUGAGGAGAUCAGCGAGAGGCUUGAAGAAGCUGGCGGAGCGACUGCAGCUCAGAUCGAGAUGAACAAGAAGCGAGAGGCCGAGUUUCAGAAGCUGCGUCGUGACCUGGAAGAGUCCACCUUGCAGCAUGAGGCCACCGCUGCGGCGCUCCGCAAGAAGCAGGCGGACAGUGUGGCAGAGCUGGGAGAGCAGAUCGACAACCUCCAGAGAGUCAAGCAGAAGCUGGAGAAAGAGAAGAGUGAAUAUAGGAUGGAGAUUGAUGACCUCAGCAGCAAUAUGGAGACGGUUGCCAAGGCAAAGGGAAACUUGGAAAAAAUGUGCAGGACAUUAGAAGACCAGCUGAGUGAGAUCAAAUCCAAGAAUGAUGAGAAUGUCCGUCAACUAAAUGAUAUUAGCGCCCAAAGGGCACGACUCCAGACUGAAAAUGGUGAAAUUGCUCGUCAGCUGGAGGAAAAAGAAGCUCUUGUGUCUCAGCUGACCAGAGGCAAACAAGCUUACACUCAGCAGAUCGAGGAGCUGAAGAGGCACAUAGAGGAAGAAGUGAAGGCCAAGAACGCCCUGGCUCACGCCGUCCAGUCAGCUCGCCAUGACUGUGAUCUGCUCAGAGAGCAGUAUGAGGAGGAGCAGGAGGCCAAAGCUGAGCUGCAGCGCUCCAUGUCCAAGGCUAACAGUGAGGUGGCUCAGUGGAGAGCUAAAUAUGAGACUGAUGCCAUUCAGCGCACUGAGGAGCUGGAGGAGGCUAAGAAAAAGCUCGCCCAGCGCCUGCAGGACGCAGAGGAAUCCAUCGAGGCUGUCAAUGCCAAAUGCGCCUCUCUGGAAAAGACCAAACAGAGACUUCAGGGUGAGGUGGAGGACCUGAUGAUUGACGUGGAGAGAGCUAAUGCUCUGGCUGCUAACCUUGACAAGAAGCAGAGGAACUUUGACAAGGUUCUUGCCGAGUGGAAACAGAAAUACGAGGAAAGCCAGGCAGAGCUGGAGGGAGCUCAGAAGGAGGCCCGUUCCCUGAGCACCGAACUGUUCAAAAUGAAGAACUCUUAUGAAGAAGCUCUGGACCACCUGGAGACCCUGAAGAGGGAGAACAAGAACCUGCAACAGGAGAUUUCAGACCUGAGCGAGCAGCUCGGCGAGACUGGUAAAACGAUUCAUGAGCUUGAAAAGGGAAAGAAGAUAGUGGAAAGUGAGAAAUCUGAAAUUCAGACAGCGUUGGAGGAGGCAGAGGCAACUCUGGAGCACGAAGAAUCCAAGAUUCUCCGUGUGCAACUUGAACUCACCCAAGUCAAGAGUGAAAUCGACAGGAAACUCGCAGAAAAAGACGAGGAGAUGGAACAGAUCAAGAGGAACAGCCAGAGGGUGAUUGAGUCCAUGCAGACCUCUCUGGAUGCUGAGGUCCGGAGCAGGAACGAUGCUCUGAGAAUCAAGAAGAAGAUGGAGGGAGACCUCAACGAGAUGGAGAUCCAGCUCAGCCACGCCAACCGCCAGGCUGCUGAAGCCCAGAAACAGCUGAGAAACGUGCAGGGGCAGCUUAAGGAUGCCCAGCUUCAUCUUGAUGAAGCUAUUAGAGGCCAGGAUGACAUGAAGGAGCAGGUUGCAAUGGUGGAGCGCAGGAACAACCUCAUGAUUGCUGAGAUUGAAGAGCUGAGAGCUGCUCUGGAGCAGACGGACAGAAGCCGCAAAGUGGCUGAACAGGAGCUGGUAGAUGCCAGCGAGCGAGUGGGACUGCUGCACUCUCAGAACACUAGUCUCAUCAACACCAAAAAGAAGCUGGAAGCUGACUUUGUCCAGGUUCAAGGCGAGGUGGAAGAUUCUGUCCAGGAAGCGAGAAAUGCUGAAGACAAAGCAAAGAAGGCCAUCACUGAUGCUGCCAUGAUGGCAGAGGAGCUGAAGAAGGAGCAAGACACCAGUGCUCAUCUGGAAAGGAUGAAAAAGAACCUGGAGGUGACAGUGAAGGACCUGCAGCACCGCCUUGAUGAAGCUGAAAAUCUGGCCAUGAAGGGCGGCAAGAAGCAGCUCCAGAAACUGGAGUCUCGGGUGCGUGAGCUGGAGGGGGAAGUUGAAUCUGAACAGCGACGAGGAGCCGAGGCCGUCAAGGGUGUUCGCAAGUAUGAGAGAAGAGUCAAGGAGCUCACCUAUCAGACCGAAGAGGACAAGAAGAACGUCUCCAGACUGCAGGAUCUGGUGGACAAGCUGCAGCUGAAAGUGAAGGCCUACAAGCGACAGUCUGAAGAGGCUGAAGAGCAGGCCAACACUCACAUGUCCAGGCUGAGGAAGGUGCAGAACGAGCUGGAGGAGGCUAUGGAGCGUGCUGACAUCGCUGAGUCACAGGUUAACAAGCUGAGGGCCAAGAGUCGGGAAAUUGGAAAAUCAAAGGAUGCUGAAGAAUGAGCUGAAACCCCGAAGAGAGAUGAAAUAAGAAUCAUAAAAUAUGAUUUUUCAUUGUAAUGCUCUCAUUGUAAUGCUUGUUCGUUGUUGACCUAUCGAUAAUAAAUUAUACUGCCCCUA
Molecule: messenger RNA, 6004 nt
Organism: Cololabis saira (Pacific saury)
Lineage: Eukaryota; Metazoa; Chordata; Actinopteri; Beloniformes; Belonidae
Product: myosin heavy chain, fast skeletal muscle-like
Exons: 41
Coding region: 74-5887 (1937 amino acids)
Cellular component (GO): myosin complex
Molecular function (GO): ATP binding; actin filament binding; cytoskeletal motor activity
Source: RefSeq, a predicted model, not a curated record